UUGGGAAAAACAUGCUUUAAGAAAGAGAAAUUGUGGUAAAUUAUUAAAUGAAUGAGUAAGUUAGAUAAUAAAGGAACAAAAAAUAGUAAGAGUCACUCAAGAAGUUCUAUUGCAAGUAAUUAAGCAAAUUUAAAUGCAGAAUUAUAAAGUAAAGAACAGGAUAGUAAAAGAAAUGAAAAAUAAUCAUCAAGUUAUAAAUAACCAACUAAAGAGCAUAUUAAAUUUAAUGAAUAUUCAAAUUAGAAUGAAAAAAUUCUCAAAGCUGCAAUUAAAAUUUAAAGUAGAUAUCGAGGAUAUUAAAUUAGAAAAAAAAAUAGAUUAAAAUCUAUGAAUAAAAUAUUGAAAAAUCCAAAUACAGGGGCCAAUAAAAAUUAUUUGAAAGAGAAUUUUGAAAUAAUCAACAUUCCAUCUAAAAUAAAUGAUGAAUCAUUGGAAAUUAGAGGUCCCUAUUAAUUCAAGAGUGGAGCAAUUUAUUAAGGUUAAUGGAGAGGUAACUGUAGAGAAGGAAUAGGGACUUAAGUUUGGACUGAUGGAGCAAAAUAUGUAGGAGAAUGGAAAAAUAAUAGAGCAUGUGGGAAAGGAAUAUUUUAUCAUGUAGAUGGUGACAGAUUUGAAGGGGAAUGGGAUCAAGAUAAAGCUAAUGGAAAAGGAGUAUAUAAACAUUCUAAUGGUUCAAGAUAUGAGGGAGAAUGGAGAGAUGAUUAUUAACAUGGAUAUGGUUAAGAAGUUUGGAAUGAUGGAUCUAAGUAUAUAGGAGAAUAUUUUUAAGGAAAAAAAUAAGGAACAGGUAGAUAUUAAUGGCCAGAUGGUUCUUAAUUUGAUGGAGAAUGGUAGAAUAAUAAAAUAAAUGGUUAAGGAAGUUAUUGCUGGUCUGAUGGUAGAGGUUAUGUUGGUUAAUGGAGAAAUAAUUGUAUGCAUGGUUAUGGAGUUUAUAUUUGGAAGGAUGGUAGAAAAUAUGAAGGAGAAUAUAAAAAUGAUAAAAAAGAUGGACAUGGAAUUUAUUGGUGGGCUGAUGGUAGGAAAUAUGAUGGGAUGUGGAAAGAUGGUAAAUAGGAUGGAGAAGGAGUGUUUAUUUUUAAUGAUAACACAAGAAAGAGAGGAAUAUGGAAGGAAGGGAAGAGAAUAAAGUGGGUGGAGGAUGAGACAUGA
Messenger RNA from Paramecium primaurelia, 1149 nucleotides. Lineage: Eukaryota; Ciliophora; Oligohymenophorea; Peniculida; Parameciidae. The record is from the annotation of a GenBank genome assembly.